This is a messenger RNA of Solanum stenotomum, 1508 nucleotides long. RefSeq names its product rust resistance kinase Lr10-like. Gene Ontology annotation, biological process: protein phosphorylation. NCBI's taxonomy places the organism in Eukaryota, Viridiplantae, Streptophyta, Magnoliopsida, Solanales, Solanaceae. The record is from RefSeq and is a predicted model, not a curated record. Gene Ontology annotation, molecular function: ATP binding; protein kinase activity.
UAAAGAUUCAUGAAAUUCCGUCAAUUACCAACAAUAUGAUGAUUUACGAUAGUGUGAUAAGACUCAGUUGGCUUAAUCCAAACUGUAGCUACUGUGAAGGUCUUGAAAAGGAUUGUGGCUUCAAGAACUAUACUAAACAGCUGACUACUCAGUGUUUCGACCGACCAUUCACUACAAAAGGCGGCGGAAAGAAACCACUGAUUGCAGGUGGAGUUAUAGGUCUCAUUCUUUUGGGAAUUAUUAUGAUGGCAUUCUAUGAGUGUUACAGCUCAAGCAAAAUUGAAAGAGAGAAUCAAGCCAGAGUUGAAAAGUUUUUGGAAGACUAUAGAGCUCGCAGACCGACUAGAUAUACUUAUGCAGAUAUUAAAAGAUAACAAAUCAGUUUCNUUAAGAAGAUAACAAAUCAGUUUCAGGAAAUAUUGGGAGAGGGAGCUUACGGGAUUGUUUAUAAAGGAACACUUUCGAAUGAAAUUCAAGUUGCUGUAAAAGUUCUCAAUGAUUCCGAAGGAAAUGGGGAAGAAUUUAUUAAUGAAGUUGCAGCAAUGGGGAAAAUCCAUCAUGUUAACGUGGUUCGCCUAGUUGGCUUUUGUGCUGAUGGAGUUAGAAGAGCUCUAGUGUUUGAAUACUUGCCAAAUCAGUCACUUGACAAGCUCAUUUUUCCGACAAGUUUCAAAGAUAAUAUCACCCUUACUUGGAAGAAGCUUCAUGAUAUUGCUAUGGGAAUAGCAAAAGGGCUAGAGUAUCUUCAUCAAGGAUGUGACCAACAAAUCCUUCAUUUCGAUAUCAAGCCUCAAAAUAUUCUGUUAGACCAUAACUUGAACCCAAAGAUCUCUGAUUUUGGUCUUGCCAAGUUAUGCUCUAAAGAGAAAAGUGUUGUCACUAUGACUGAUGCUAGAGGAACCAUGGGUUAUAUUGCACCAGAAGUGAUAUCAAGCAAUUUUGGAAAAGCGUCUCACAAAUCUGAUGUUUAUAGCUUUGGAAUGCUGCUUCUUGAAAUGGUUGGAGGGAGGAAGAAUUUUGAUGCAAAGGCGGAUACUAGCCAAAUGAACUUUCCUGAGUGGAUUCAUGAGCGGCUGAAUCAAGGAGAAGAGUUGAAAAUCAGGAUUGAGGAAGAUGAUGAUGUUAUAAUUGCAAGGAAAUUAGCUGUUAUAGGACUUUGGUGCAUCCAAUGGAAUGCGAUAGAUCGGCCAUCCAUCAAAGUUGUAACUCAAAUGCUAGAAGGAGAUGGGAGUAACCUAACUGUUCCUUCUCCUUUUACAACAAGAAACACCACCCAUGUAGGUCCUUCUACGCAAGAGUUGACGAUAAUCUCAGAACUAGAAUGAAUGGAAGCCUUAAUUACAGAUCAACUCCUUCAUCUAAAGUUGUAAUGUCAGAGUCAAUACAGGUGGAAGUCUGAAUUUUGGUAUUUUCAUUAGAUAUGUGUUAAGUCAUUAUGUUUAGCUGCUACUUUCACAACUCUUUUCCGUGUCCAAAAUAUUUAUUGUCAAUCUGUCAUGAUUCUAAUA